This is a messenger RNA of Prosopis cineraria, 666 nucleotides long. Its product is annotated as transcription factor WER-like. The record is from RefSeq and is a predicted model, not a curated record. The transcript has 3 exons. Bases 1 to 666 code for a protein of 221 amino acids. Lineage: Eukaryota; Viridiplantae; Streptophyta; Magnoliopsida; Fabales; Fabaceae.
AUGGCUUGUUGUAGGUCCCAUGUUUGUAUACAGAGAAAAGUGAAGAAGCAAUUCGAAGCUGACACUACAAAUUUGCCUAUCCGCAAGGGAGCUUGGACUCAACAAGAAGAUUCAAAACUAGCUCAGGCUAUUGCACUUCAUGGACCUCAAAGGUGGAACUUCGUUGCUGCUAAAGCAGGUGUUAAUAGGAGUUGCAGGAGUUGCAGGCAAAGGUGGUUGAAUUAUCUGAGGCCUGAUAUCAAGAGAGGGAACAUAUCAGAUGAGGAAGAGGAUUUGAUAAUUCGCCUUCAUAAACUCCUUGGAAACAGGUGGUCCUUAAUUGCGGGAAGACUACCAGGACGAACAGAUAAUGAAAUAAAAAAUUAUUGGAACUCUCAUUUGUGCAAGAAGGUGAAGCAUAGAGAGAAGCAAACUGGUCUGUGCCCAGAAAGAGAAGGAGAUCAACAAAAAGUGAUGAUGGUAAAAGAAAUUAAGGUUCAUAUUGCUGAUGAGGAAGAAGAGAGAACAAAAGAAGAAGAGAAUUCAAAUAACGAAGAAGGUCAUGAAGAAGAAGAUUCAUCAUCAAAGCUUGAUUUUGAUGUGGAUGAGUUCUUUAAUUUCUCCGAAGAGAACUCAUCACUGAAUCUGGAGUGGCUUAGCAAAUUCCUUAAUGAUGAUUCAACAUAG